Molecule: messenger RNA, 676 nt
Organism: Protomyces lactucae-debilis
Lineage: Eukaryota; Fungi; Ascomycota; Taphrinomycetes; Taphrinales; Protomycetaceae
Exons: 2
Coding region: 211-564 (117 amino acids)
Biological process (GO): regulation of DNA-templated transcription
Molecular function (GO): DNA-binding transcription factor activity, RNA polymerase II-specific; zinc ion binding
Source: RefSeq, a predicted model, not a curated record
GGGGGCUUAAGCGCGGCACCAGAUUAUGGAAAGAUGUCAUCUGUCAUAUGAGCACGCAGCAGUGGCAGGUGCACGGCGUCAGCCAGCACAGCAGCCGGCUGAGCAAAGUCUCCGAGUCGCUAUAUCACACCGCAAGAUCCUAACAAUAGAUGUUGUUCAUGCCAUCAGAGUCUUCUUAUACUCUGGCACUCGCCCUCCAUACCCAUCCUCAUGGCUCAACCCGGUGAACAAAGCACCGCUGCUGAGGAUGCCAAGAAGAAGACGAAGCUAGGCUACCAUCGACAAUCAAUCGCCUGUGUCUUUUGCCGACGACGCAAGAUACGAUGCACCAUUACGGAUCAGGACUCUGGCAAGUGCGAUACAUGCUUCAAGCUUGGGAAGGACUGUCAGUUCCUCAAGGUCAACGAUGCGAUUGCACUGGACCAUGUCACACCCAUCAAGCGCAACAAGCGUGCUCUCUCACUUGGGCAUGCCAAAUCACAAGGCCAGAGCUGGCCUCAUGAACAUGAUGACAGAGCGUAUGAAUCGGUGUGUCGUCCAAGGUCGUUGAAGAAGCAUAUCUAACCAUCAGUCGCCAAUGCAGCCGCCUCAACGAGGUCGUAUUGUCUUCACUCGCGAUGUCUACAGGCCUAACGCACGACAACAGCAACAGAGGGAGGAUUGGUCGGAGCCGUUG